UCUUGCUGCAGCUGGCUGCAAUGGCGGAGCGGUAAGGUAAAGUAGGAGAUGGUACCGUGACUGUAAUGAGUACUUCGCAUUUUUACAUGGGGUCAAUAUGGCCAAAUUAUUGGAAUAAAGAAAGAAAGCGUAUGCGCGAGAGAAGCCCGAGUUGGCUGUCUGGAGAAAAACGUAGAGAUUGCUCAAUGCCAUAAUCCGAUCGGAAACACAGGAACAUCGGCAAGCAGUUUGAAAGCUGUCCUAGCUCAGUGUGCAGUAACCACCACCCAGGACUCGCUUACUUACAGAACAUAGACUGGAGCGGACCAACUUGAGUCGGACUGAACCCGGAGAUCAUGGCUGAGAGGAAUUCAGCUGGAUUACUGAUGAUGAUGAUGGAACCUACUCCGGCAACAGCGAUGACCCUGCCCGCAGAGGUACGAGAGAAGCUGGCAGAACUAGAGUUGGAGCUUUCUGAAGGGGACAUCACACAGAAGGGGUAUGAAAAGAAGAGAGGAAAGCUCCUAGCUCCAUACAUCCCACGGAUUCGAGGUGUAGACCCGUCUCUCCAGAUUGACGGCAGAGUGCAGUCCCCGCAGGUCACUCCUCCUGUCUCCAAGCAGAACAGAGCCCAUGCUGCCAACUCGCGGGAUGAGCGCUUUCGAUCCGACCUCCACACAGAAGCUGUCCAUGCCGCCCUGGCCAAGUACAAGGAGAGGAAGAUGCCCAUGCCGUCAAAGAGGCGCUCGGUGUUAGUGCAGUCCUCUCUGGAGGCAUACACACCACCAGACACCUCGUCGGCUUCUGAGGACGAGGGCUCGCUGCGUCGGCAAGGCCGGACGGCCUCCUCCACACCCUACCAGGCCCACCCCAGCGUGGAGCACUGGUUCAACAGGGUCAUCCAGGGCUCCUCCACCUCCUCCUCCGCCUCCUCCACCUCGUCCCUCCCCGGAGGGAGGCCCCACGCCUCCAACACCAGCUCCUCUGCCUCCACCGUGCUGGCCCACCUCAUGGCCCACACCCACCUAGAUAACCACUCUGCGCCCCCAGAUGUGACGGGCCUACUGGAGCGUUCGGUGCACGUGGAGCGGCCCCAGGUGCCGUCGGUGCGAGGGGUCCCCCGGGGCUUCAGCCACGCCGGCGGCCUGGACACCGCAGAUGGUGUCCCGGUGAACAGUCGCGUGUCCUCGAAAAUCCAGCAGCUGUUGAACACGCUGAAGAGGCCGAAGCGCCCGCCCUUGCGCGAGUUCUUUGUCGACGACUUCGAAGAGCUGCUCGACGUCCAGCAGCCUGACCCAAACCAACCCAAGCCUGAGGGCACCCAGAUGAGCCCUCUCAGUGGAGAGCCUCUGGGUGUGGUCACUAACUGGCCCCCCUCCCUGCUGGCCUCCCUGCAGCGCUGGGGCACUACCCAGCCCAAAAGCCCCUGCCUUACUGCCCUGGACAACGCCGGCAAGCCUACCUACACCCUCACUUACGGAAAGCUGUGGACAAGGUGUCUGAAGUUGGCCUACUCCCUGCUGAACAAACUAAGCUCCCGGAACGAGCCCCUUCUGCGGCCUGGAGAUCGAGUUGCACUAGUGAUCCCUAACAAUGACCCGGUGAUGUUCAUGGUGGCGUUCUACGGGUGCCUCCUGGCAGAACUGGUGCCCGUGCCCAUCGAGGUGCCCCUCACACGGAAGGAUGCAGGAAGUCAACAGAUCGGCUUCCUGUUGGGCAGCUGUGGGGUGACCCUGGCUCUGACCACAGACGCAUGUCAGAAGGGACUGCCCAAGGCCCAGACAGGAGAGGUUGCGACCUUUAAAGGCUGGCCUCGCGUUCUGUGGUUCGUGAUGGAUGGAAAGCACGUCGUCAAGCCCCCGAAAGACUGGCACCCGCCCAUACGGGACGCCAGCAACGAGAUCGCUUACAUCGAGUAUAAGACCAGCAAAGAGGGCAGCACUAUGGGAGUGACUGUGCCCCAUUCUGCCAUGUUGGCGCAUUGUCACGCCCUCACACAGGCCUGCGGCUACACUGAGGCGGAGACCAUCACCAACGUGCUGGACUUCAAGAGGGAUGCUGGCCUUUGGCACGGAGUUCUCACCAGUGUAAUGAACAGGAUGCACGUCAUCAGUAUCCCCUACUCUCUGAUGAAAGUCAACCCUCUUUCCUGGAUUCAGAAAGUGCACACCUACAAAGCCCGGGUAGCGGUGGUGAAGUCACGGGACAUGCACUGGUCACUUCUGGCCCAGCGAGAUCAAAGGGACAUCAGCCUCAGUUCACUGCGGAUGCUCAUUAUUGCGGAUGGAGCCAACCCCUGGUCCAUCUCCUCCUGCGACGCCUUCCUCAAUGUUUUCCAGGCCCGGGGGCUCCGGCCGGAGGUCAUCUGCCCCAGCGCCAGCUCUACAGAAGCCUUGACAGUCGCCAUCCGCAGGCCCCCAGAGAUGGGUGUUCCCCCUCCAGGAAAGGCGGUGUUGUCCAUGAGCGGUCUGAGCCACAGUGUGAUCCGGGUGGACACGGAGGAGAAGCUUUCUGUGCUGACCGCGCAGGACGUGGGACAGGUCAUGCCAGGCGCCCUGGUGUGUGUGGUGCGGGCAGACGGGACCCCGUGUCUGUGCCGGACGGACGAGGUGGGGGAGAUCUGCGUCAGUUCCAGCAGCACUGGGAUCUCCUACUUCGGCCUACCGGGCAUGACCAAGAACAUCUUUGAGACAAUUCCAGUGACCGAAUCGGGGGUUCCCAUCAGCGACCGACCCUUUACUCGAACCUCACUGCUUGGGUUUGUGGGACCUGACAACCUGAUAUUUGUUGUUGGGAAGAUGGAGGGGUUGAUGGUGGUCAGCGGGCGGAGACACAACGCUGAUGACGUAGUUGCCACGGCGCUGGCAGUGGAGCCCAUGAAGUUUGUCUAUAGGGGAAGGAUAGCGGUGUUCUCGGUGUCGGUGCUUCAUGACGAGCGCAUCGUGGUGGUGGCGGAGCAGCGGCCGGACGCGUCUGAGGAGGACAGCUUCCAGUGGAUGAGCCGCGUGCUGCAGGCCAUUGACAGUAUCCACCAGGUUGGGGUGUACUGCCUGGCACUGGUUCCUGCCAACACCCUGCCCAAAGCCCCGCUGGGUGGCAUCCAUAUCUCAGAGACCAAACAGCGCUUCCUGGAUGGGGCCUUGCACCCCUGCAACGUCCUCAUGUGCCCCCACACCUGCGUCACCAACCUGCCCAAACCUCGCCAGAAACAGCCAGAGGUGGGCCCUGCUUCUAUGAUAGUGGGGAACCUGGUGGCAGGGAAGAGAAUAGCCCAGGCCUCUGGGCGGGACAUGACUCAGCUGGAGGACAAUGACCAGUUCCUGUACAUGCAAGACGUCCUACAGUGGAGGGCUCAAGCAACUCCAGAUCACCCUCUCUUUCUGGUGCUAAAUGCCAAGGGCACUGUGGCCAGCACGGCCUCCUGCUUGCAGCUGCACAAGCGUGCGGAACGGGUUGCCGUGGCACUGAUGGAGAAGGGGAGGUUAAACACCGGGGACCAUGUGGCCCUGGUCUAUCCUCCAGGCAUCGACCUUAUUGCCACCUUCUAUGGGUGUCUGUACGCCGGCUGCGUGCCAGUGACCGUCAGGCCCCCUCACCCUCAGAACCUGUCCACUACCCUCCCCACCGUCAAGAUGAUUGUGGAGGUGAGCAAGUCUGUGUGCAUCCUCACAACCCAAGCAAUAAUACGGCUGCUGAAAUCCAAAGAGGCUAUGGCGGCGGUGGACGUGAAGGCCUGGCCGAUGGUGCUGGACACAGAUGACCUCCCGAGAAAAAAGGCCCCACAGAUCUACAAGCCACCGACCCCAGAGAUGCUGGCAUACCUGGACUUCAGUGUGUCCACCACCGGCAUACUAGCUGGAGUGAAGAUGUCCCAUGCUGCUACCAGUGCCUUGUGUCGCUCCAUCAAGCUGCAGUGCGAACUGUACCCCUCUCGCCAGAUCGCCAUCUGCCUGGACCCUUACUGCGGCCUCGGGUUCGCCCUCUGGUGCCUGUGCAGCGUGUACUCUGGCCACCAGUCCAUCCUGGUCCCUCCCCUGGAGCUGGAGAGCAACGUGUCCCUGUGGCUGGUGGCCGUAAGCCAGUACAAGGUGCGCGUCACCUUCUGCUCGUACUCCGUCAUGGAGAUGUGCACCAAAGGCCUGGGCUCCCAGACGGACGCGCUACGGAUGCGGAAUGUGAACCUGUCGUGUGUGCGCACCUGCAUGGUAGUGGCAGAGGAGCGACCGCGCAUCGCCCUCACUCAGUCCUUCUCCAAGAUCUUCAAGGACCUGGGCCUCUCCGCCCGCGCCGUCAGCACCACCUUCGGCUGCAGGGUCAACGUGGCCGUCUGCCUGCAGCCCAACAGGUUGGGGAAGCUGGCGGAGCAGGGUACCGCUGGCCCAGAUCCCACUACGGUCUACCUGGACAUGAGGGCCUUGAGACACGAUAGGGUGCGUCUGGUGGAGAGAGGGUCUCCGCACAGCUUACCUCUGAUGGAGUCUGGAAAGAUCCUGCCAGGGGUAAAGGUGAUCAUUGCCAACACAGAAACCAAAGGGCCGCUGGGGGAUUCACAUCUGGGAGAGGUCUGGGUCAGUAGUCCCCACAACGCCUCGGGCUACUACACUGUGCACGGGGAGGAGGCGCUGCAUGCGGACCACUUCAACACCAGGCUGAGUUUUGGCGACACGCAGACCGUGUGGGCACGCACAGGGUACCUGGGCUUCCUGCGUCGCACAGAGCUGACUGACGCCAGCGGAGAGCGGCACGAUGCACUUUACGUAGUGGGCUCCCUGGACGAAACCCUGGAGCUGCGGGGCAUGCGCUACCACCCCAUCGACAUUGAGACGUCCAUCAUCCGCUCGCACAAGAGCAUCGCAGAAUGUGCGGUGUUCACCUGGACCAACCUGCUGGUGGUGGUGGUGGAGCUGGCAGGGUCGGAGCAGGAGGCCCUGGACCUGGUGGCCCUGGUGACCAACGUGGUUCUGGAGGAACACUACCUGAUCGUCGGGGUGGUGGUGGUAGUGGACCCUGGGGUCAUCCCCAUUAACUCCAGGGGGGAGAAACAGCGCAUGCACCUACGGGACGGAUUCCUGGCCGACCAGCUAGACCCCAUCUAUGUGGCCUACAACAUGUGAUCUCAUCUACGAGGCUUGCCAUAUGUGACCCCCCCCCCCCAUCUACAUGGCUUAGAAAAAAAA
Conger conger (European conger) is the source of this 5156-nucleotide messenger RNA. RefSeq names its product disco-interacting protein 2 homolog A-like. The transcript is spliced from 39 exons. Bases 336 to 5093 code for a protein of 1585 amino acids. Gene Ontology annotation, cellular component: cell surface. NCBI's taxonomy places the organism in Eukaryota, Metazoa, Chordata, Actinopteri, Anguilliformes, Congridae. The record is from RefSeq and is a predicted model, not a curated record.